Messenger RNA from Morus notabilis, 1950 nucleotides. Its product is annotated as pentatricopeptide repeat-containing protein At5g59600. NCBI's taxonomy places the organism in Eukaryota, Viridiplantae, Streptophyta, Magnoliopsida, Rosales, Moraceae. Gene Ontology annotation, molecular function: RNA binding; protein binding. Gene Ontology annotation, biological process: RNA modification. Bases 156 to 1790 code for a protein of 544 amino acids. The record is from RefSeq and is a predicted model, not a curated record. The transcript has a single exon.
UGGAGUGGGUCCAGUGCCAAAGUCAUCAUGAACCAAGUGAUGACAAAGCCAUAAAUGGCACAAGCGUUUAUGGCUUUGCUGAAUGGGGUUCCACAGCAAAGUGCCUCGUUUUGGUUUUUGAUCAAAGUGUGUGUCGUUGCUUGCUUCCCCACGCAAUGCGCGGUUGCAUAAAAGGGCCAGCAUUCCACCGGAACAUCACCAUAAUUCACCGUAGGUAUCAGACCUCACCAGACGCCUAUGCGAAGGUCCUCGAAAUCUACGCUCAUGAUAGAGAGUUGCGCUCCGGAACAGCUCUCCACGCCCACCUGGUCAUCAAGGGCUUGUCCCGUAGGACCCAUCCCGCCUCCAAGCUCAUGGCUUUCUACACCUUGUGUGGCAAACCAACUGAUGCCCGCAAAUUGUUCGACGAAAUUCCUCAAACAAACAUUCGCCGGUGGAUCGUCCUUAUUGGGGCCUAUGCUCGCUGCGGGUUUUAUCAGCAGACGCUAGAAGUAUUCCGCAAGAUGCAGAGAGAGGGAUUGAGGCAUGAUAUAAUUGUCAUUCCUAGCGUUCUCAAGGCGUGCGGUCAUCUUUUCUAUGCACGGAUUGGUGAGGUAGUGCACGCUGUGAUCCUCAAGUGCUCGUUUGGUUUCGAUGUUUUUGUUAUUAGUGCACUGAUUGAUAUGUACUCAAAGACUGGACAAGUAGAAAAAGCGCGUUGCAUCUUUGACGAAAUGGUGGAGAAAGAUUUGGUGGCAUUGAAUGCUCUUGUUUCAGGCUAUGCUCAGGAUGGACAACCUGAAAAAGGAUUAAGUUUGGUGGAGAAGAUGGAAGUAGGGGGAUUGACGCCUAAUUUAGUGACUUGGAACACUUUGAUUGCUGGGUUUUCGCAGAAGGGCGAAGAUGAAAUGGUUUCUCAUCUCUUUGACUUGAUGCAUGAUAAAGGAGUUGAGCCUGAUUAUGUAUCUUGGACCUCGGUUAUAUCUGGGUUAGUGCAGAACUUUCGAAAUAAGGAAGCUUUUGACAGAUUUAAACAGAUGUUAAAUCAUGGGUUCUGUCCAACUUCAGCUACUAUAAGUAGUCUCUUGUCUGCUUGUUCUGCUGUGGCAAACAUUAGGUUUGGAAAGGAGAUUCAUGGGCAUGCGUUAGUUAUUGGAGUUGAAAAAGAUAUAUUUGUGAGGAGUGCUCUAGUUGACAUGUAUGGAAAAUGCGGAUUCAUUGAUGAAGCGAGGGGAUUGUUCUUCAAGAUGUCCGAGAGAAACACUGCCACUUGGAAUUCAAUGAUAUUUGGAUACGCGAAUAAUGGGUAUUGUAAUGAAGCUAUUGAGCUUUUCAACCAGAUGGAGAAGGAAGAUGAAAAGAAACUUGAUCAUCUUACUUUUACUGCAGUUCUCACUGCUUGUAGCCAUGCUAGGAUGCUUGAUCUAGGACAAAGUCUGUUCGACUUGAUGCAAGAGAAGUACAGAAUCAUUCCAAGGCUAGAGCAUUAUGCAUGCUUGAUCGAUCUUCUCGGCCGAGCAGGAAAACUCAACGAAGCUUAUGAUAUGAUCAAGGCAAUGCCAAUUGAACCAGAUUUGUUUGUAUGGGGAGCAUUACUAGGGGCCUGCAGGAAUCAUGGGAAUAUAGAUAUUGCUGAAAUAGCAGCUAGGCAUUUGUCGGAGCUAGAGCCCGAAAGUGCAGGAAACAAGUUGUUGCUGUCAGGUUUAUAUGCUGAUGCCGGCAGCUGGGGAAACGUUGCAAGGUUGAAGAAAACGACGUUUAGAAAAAGAUUGAGAAAAUUUCAAGGGUGCAGUUGGAUAGAAACCAUCUGAUGUGUUACAAAGGCUUCGCAAGAACAUUUUCGCAGUAUAUGCUUCUGUACUAGCCAAUCAACACUUUCGGAGGAUUAUGCCAAUUGAUUUUACAGUAAAUUCAUUCUUGUUUCCUUAUUUCUUCGUGAUAUUAACACAAAUACUACUUCACAAGUAACGG